CAGUUGUCGCGUUCACCUGUUGCUGGCUAAGUGCAUCGUGCUCAUCGAACGUGAUGAAAAUCGUACUAUAAGUGUGUUCAGACAAAUUUUCCGGACUGGUAUUGGAGCAGUGCGUAUUCUAGGGUUCGAAGGGGAGACCUUUCUUUUAAAUGAUUUAUAUUGAAAGAUGGUAUCAUCAGGCGUCGUCUGGUGUUUGAAAGACAAUCGCUGGAUCCCUCUGCAACUAUCAUCGAUAAGACUCCACGGAGUACUAACAGAGGCCCAUUGGGCCGCCAUCGCCGAUUUCUUACAAAGAUUCGCAAACAAACAACUCAUCUUGCAAGAGAAUGGCUUCGCCGAACUUACCGAGAAGCACAAGGAGCUUCUAUUCCAGCAGAACACCGCUAACACGGAAGGAAAACUACCAGACUGUAACGUGAUAAACCUAGUGGAUGAUUCUGUUAAAAAUGCGCCUGAAAGAAAAACUAGUUUGGGUCAAAUCCCCGAAGAUAAAGUGGUGGAACAGCCCCGGAGGCCAUCCAUGCCAGAACUUAGAACUAUACGUAGACAAUCGAAUUUAUUUAUUAAUAAUUUAUUACCCGAGGAGACUGAUAGGAAUAAGCAGACUGAUAGACAUAAUCAAAACGACGAAUUAGUUCUUAGAUUGCUCAAAAAGUACUGCCAUUAUAGUAGAGACGCUCUCGAUGACGAAAUCAUCAACGCCUUAGACAAAAUUCCUGAUCCGGAUGACGAAACUAUGAUCAAGCCGAGGAUUCGGAAGACUAGCUACGUGCCCAAAGAAGUCGAAUUAUACGAGAAUUGUCACGAAUUGCGCGAGAAUACACUAGAGAACGAAAGGAACGAACACUUAUUGUGGUGGCUGAACCAACAGAACCGCUGCGAAGAGAGCAUCACCAUACCGUCGACCAGGAAGCUGUCGCAGGCUUCUUCUGGUUUCGAAAGCUUGCCGUCGAGCCGAUGCAGCACUAACAGCAGGAAGAGCAGCGUCGAUUCCGGUAGCUAUUCCGAAAGCGAGGAAAACACCACUCCUUCCGGGCAGUGGCAUCGCGUCAAGUGUCAUCUCAGCUCGAAAAACGAAAAGCGAUUGAAGAAGCAACGCGAAGCUUGGGCCAGGAACAAAAGGAAGCUGAGCGAUCCCACGAACGAUUCUGAAUGUUGUCUUCUCGUCAAUCAACCAUGGUAUUUCCGAAAAAUCAAACGAAUCGAAGCCGAGAAGAAACUCUUACUUCCAGAAAACGAACACGGAGCCUUUUUGAUCAGAGAUUCGGAGAGCAGACAUAACGACUACUCUUUAUCAGUUCGUGAUGGAGACACGGUGAAGCAUUACAGGAUCCGACAGUUGGACGAAGGAGGCUUCUUCAUCGCACGAAGAACAACAUUCAGAACGCUACAAGAAUUAGUAGAACAUUACAGUAAAGACCCCGACGGUCUGUGUGUCAAUCUGUGCAAACCGUGCGUCCAGGUGGAAAAACCUCAGCCAGAGGGCUUAUCUCAUCGCACAAGGGACCAAUGGGAAAUCGAACGCUCCUCUCUGAAAUUCGUGAGGAAAUUGGGCCACGGCCAAUUCGGCGAAGUCUGGGAGGGCAUGUGGAACAACACCACUCCAGUAGCAAUAAAAACUCUAAAACCCGGCACGAUGGACCCCAAAGACUUCCUCGCAGAAGCGCAAAUAAUGAAGAAGCUCAGACAUCCGAAAUUAAUCCAGCUGUACGCGGUGUGCACGGUCGAGGAGCCGAUUUAUAUCAUUACGGAGCUGAUGAGGAACGGAUCGCUGCUGGAGCACUUGCAGGGUAAAGGGAAGAGCUUGAAAUUGCAGCAGUUGAUCGAUAUGGCCGCACAAAUUGCCGCCGGCAUGGCGUAUUUGGAGUCGCAGAAUUACAUACAUAGGGAUCUGGCCGCAAGGAAUGUACUCGUUGCAGAUAAUAACGUCGUGAAGAUCGCCGAUUUUGGUCUCGCCAGGCUUAUAAAGGAGGACGAGUAUGAAGCAAGAGUAGGAGCUCGAUUCCCCAUAAAAUGGACAGCUCCUGAAGCGGCCAAUUACAAUAAGUUCUCGAUAAAAUCAGACGUGUGGUCAUUCGGUAUCCUUCUGACUGAACUUGUUACAUAUGGAAGAAUUCCAUAUCCAGGUAUGACCAAUGCCGAAGUAUUACAUCAAGUAGAACACGGCUACCGCAUGCCAUCACCGCCAGGGUGUCCUGCGCCUUUGUACGAUAUCAUGUUAGAAUGUUGGAAUAGGGAUCCAAUGAAGAGGCCGACUUUCGAAACGUUGCAAUGGAAGCUAGAAGACUUCUUCACUAUGGAAGGUUCAGAAUACAAGGAAGCGUCGGCUUACUGAGGUCACGCCCACCCCCCUUCUGAGUGGUUGUGUAAUUCUAUUGACUUACAUUACCAUUAGUGGGGAGGUGGAUAUCUAUUUCUAUGUAACAAUAGAUAGAUAUGCCCGUACUCUUUACUGUCUUGUCUUGUAGCUUUUAUCAGGGUGAAAUAUUGGUUUGUGAUUUUUUCUUCUUAUCAGAUUUUUAUACCGUACCGCGAAAUUUUUACGUGCGUCACAAACCACUAUUUCACGUUUUAUUUUAGAUAAAUUUCAAAAAUUUGUCUCACUCCCUUUUAUACAAAUGGAUCAUCCAUCAGGGCUAAUUCGCUUCUAGCCCGUCAUGUGUCUAUAUUUAAAAUAUUCUUUAUAUUAAUUUUAUUUUAUGAUAACUUUUAUGUAAUUUUAUACAUUUAAAAACGAUGACAAUUUCUUUCUGAACGAAAUUUCAAAACGCACAACUACAUGUCUGCCAAUUCCACGUAGAUAUUGUCAAGAUGUAUAAUUGUUGCUUGUGCAUAUACCUAAUUCCCUACAGUACUUACGCUUCUGCAUUUAUUUUUUUAAAACGAAUAACAUUCCUUAUAGAGAUGACCGUUUACUGAAUUUUGCUAUUGUUGGCGUACUUUCCCAGAGACCCCAAAAUAAGCCUAGGUACUAAUUAAAUUGGCGUUGUUUUACUAUUGGUUGUUUUAGUCACGUCUUAUUGUCUUCAUUAUUUUAAGAUUGUUAUCAAAGGCAUUGUUUAUACAGUUAUAGGCCAUUAUGAAAAUAUUUUUUGUAUUAUACACUUUAGGGAUAUACAAUAAAAAACUUUAAACUAUUAA
Molecule: messenger RNA, 3141 nt
Organism: Zophobas morio
Lineage: Eukaryota; Metazoa; Arthropoda; Insecta; Coleoptera; Tenebrionidae
Gene: Src42A
Product: Src oncogene at 42A
Exons: 7
Coding region: 167-2335 (722 amino acids)
Biological process (GO): innate immune response; protein phosphorylation; cell surface receptor protein tyrosine kinase signaling pathway
Cellular component (GO): extrinsic component of cytoplasmic side of plasma membrane
Molecular function (GO): ATP binding; signaling receptor binding; non-membrane spanning protein tyrosine kinase activity
Source: RefSeq, a predicted model, not a curated record